UUGUGUGUGUUGGGAAUUGCAGACAGUGCCUGGGAUUUCCAGUGGCUCUUGUGUGAUCAGGCCCCAGAAUCCAGUUAUAGACACAGAAUUAUUUGAUACAUGGUGCAAACCGACUGGCAAAUGUUGUGCAUAUAAUACUCAGCCCCUUGAAUCAAGACGAGAGAGAGAGAGCGUGGUACCUUCAGGGAAAAACAGAAUCCUCUUGAGAAGAGAGCUGUUUAGGUUUGGUUUAGGGAAGUUUGUUUGGUCUAAUCUUUUUUCCUGCCUGUGCCCACCUCAUAUCAGUAAAUAAUGAAUAUCCCCAGGUCGCUUAUUCAUGAAUAUCUCCCCUGGAGAUGAACAGUGAUAAUCUCACCAGCCUGUCCAAUUGGUCCCCAAACACGGAUUCCCUGGCUGUCCCAGGGACAAUGCAGCAUUAACACAACGGGGGAUCAGUCUCUACACAAAAAGUGCCAACAUGAGGGAGAAGAGGCUCACCACUGAGCCUCCAGAUAUAACAGAAGAUGCAUUUGAAGAUUAUUUAGCGACAGAUGAUAUGCUUGUGAACUACUUUAAUGAAUUCUUGAAUCUUCCAACCUUUGCAGAGCCAGUUAAGUUUAAUCCUGAUUUUGGCGUUUUUGAAGUAGUUAAUGAUACCCCACAAUGUCUGGAAAGCCAGCUGAAAAAAAUUCUACAUAAUCAGAAACCUCCCAGUCCCAUUUAUGAUGUUACAAGGAAGGCAAAGAAUGAUGGGCAGCUUUCCAAAAAGAGCAGCAUUUUUCCAGACUUCAGUGUUGACCCAAAUUACAGUAUUAUGCGUCUUGAGCGAGAACAGGGAAUUCAGUGGAUUAAGAAAGAAAGACUCCCAGCCUUUCUAAAAAGUGAUUGUUACUUUGAAUACAGGUUAGCUAAACUGCUUUCGCAGGUAGAAUGGAGCAGAACUGGUAUUAACUUCAUUAUAGAUACAACGUAUUAUCCCUGGAUUAUGAAAAGAGAGCUGACACCUCCUUUUCCUGAGGAGGAUGAAGAGGAACUAAUUAUGAGAAAGUUCUAUGUUUCACUUGGCAAGGCUACAGUUACUCAGACAAAGGAUUGGUUUACACUAGCCAAAAAAAGUCAGCAAACAACAACUACAGAUACAAUUACUCAUCCUUUAGUUUCCACUCAAAUUCAAGGCACACAGUAUUGGUCUACAGGCCCUCAGAGAACUAUUGCAUACAACCACAAGGUCAGCCCAGAUUCCGUUCCUUCUCAAGGCACAUGUAGUUUUUCUGCUCAGUCUUACACAGCUGAUUUAUACAGCAGUAGCAGCAGUAAUCUAGGAGUGGAUUCCCUGGAUAUGGAAUACAGUCAAAGGAGUCUUCCCCUCCCCCAGAGGACAGGAACUGCAAAAACUAACAAUGUUAGAGGGAGAUCCAAAAGUACAGAGGUUGACACUUCUGUAUCCAUUGCUGACACUCCUUCCCACACUAUGUUAAGAGUAUACCUAGACCAGAAAUGGGAGAAUGGUGCUGAGGAGAAAGAAAAUCUGGAAUACGAUGGUAGGCAGGAAAUGACAGCUUUUCAAACAUUAGACGAGUUUACAUCAACUUAUAUUCAGUAUAUAGUGAAUGAAUCAGUUUCAAAACUGACGGGAGAACCGGCCGCUAAGAGCAAGACUGAUAUGAACUUCAGUAAACUGUCCAAAGUAUUUAUACAUGAGUUAUCAAAUAAUCAACUUUCUGCUACUGCUGCAGAGCCACUUACUUCUCAGAAUAUCUCUCUGUCCAACAAGUUAGACUCCAAAGGACAUUGCAUAAAACAGGAGACUGAAGAAGUGAGUUCAAGUUCAAGGUCUGAAAGUGAUGUCACAGACAGUCGGGCUGCCUGGUGUACCAGUCACAGAACUUAUGAUAUUGGCAACAGAAAUGAGUUUGAAAGAUUCAAGAAGUUCAUAAAAGGAACUUUGGGUGAAAGGUACUGGUGGCUCUGGAUGGACAUUGAAAGACUAAAGGUCCUUAAGGACACUAGAAGACAGCAAAGACAGCUUGAUAAAAUGAAAAAACUCUAUCUAGUGAGCAGUGGCGAUUAUUUUCUCAACUCAGAAGUCUUAUUCAAACUGGACCUGCUACUUGGAGACCAGUGGAAUACAAGACACUUAAAAUGGAUUCAGCCUGAAGUAGUGAAACCUUUACUUCUUUACUGGGGUCCCAGAUUUUGUGUCACUCAUACAGCUGCAGUACAAACUGCCAGUGCAAAGUUGAAGCAGUGGCACACCUCUCAUGAGAGACCAAGGACGGAUAUUGAUCCUUACCCACAAAUGGUGACAUUGUUACCACUGAGAGCUAAAUCUUGCAUUCCAAGGAUAGCACCUUCCCAUCCUCAGAGAAAUGAAACCAGCUCACCCACAACCUUAUUAAAAACAAAUGUGACGAAUUUAUCUUCUAAGAGAGCUACCAGAUUAUUGUCAGCUACCCUGCCACCAAGUGGAACCAUCACAAAGGAUGAUUUCUACAGCGUAACCAAUAAACCUGAUGUUAGUAGAAAAAGGCCAAAAUCAGUGGGAAGCAACAUGACUCGUCUCUUGGCUGUUACUGAUGAUACAAAAUGCCUGAAGUCCCAAACAGAUAGAAAAUACACCUAUGCUGAGCUGCUCCCAGGUAAAAGUCCUAGAGAGAGUGUUGUCCUAGGGAGUUCUAAAAUGGAAUGUAUGCUGCAGUCUCUUUAUGUGGAGAACAGAGCAGGCUACUUCUUCACACGCUUCUGUGAGAAGUCAGGGAAUGAGCUGUGGAAGAACAGUGCGUACUUUUGGUUUGACCUACAGGCUUAUCAUCAACUUUUCUACCAAGAAACCCUUCAGCCUUUUAAACUAUGCAAGCAAGCUCAAUUCCUUUAUGCCACUUACAUUGCUCCUUCUGCCAGCAUGGAUAUUGGACUGCAACAGGAUAAGAAAAAUGAGAUUUAUCAGAAAAUUGAGCCACCUUAUGAGGAUCUUUUUGACCCAGCAGAAGAAUAUAUCCUCACCCUUCUGCUGGUACCAUGGAUGAAAAUGGUGGAAGUAGACAAAUCCAUUUAUGGAAAGGUGGAGCUGGUGGAAGAAAGUCGACAGCUGGACUCAGUGUACUUUAGAAAGCUACAGGCUUUGCAUCAAGAGAGUGUUUCCAAGAAGGAUGAGAGUAUUGUUCCUGAAGUCAGUCCCCUACCUCAGCCUGAUGUUCUCAGAGAAGCACAGCUCUUAAGUGAAGUCCCUGAGGAAUACAGAGGCUGUAGCCUUCACGACCUGAUCCGCAAUGGACUGGAGUUAGAACAGUUCCGACUCUUUCUUGAAGAGCAUUCUGCCGUCAUGGAUCUCAUGUGCUGGAUAGACAUUGAACAAUUCAGAAGGAUGCUCCACAAGGAAAAAGAAAAAAGAGAGGAAAAAUCUAAAGAUAUUAAAAACAAGUACCUAAAUAAAAAAUACUUCUUUGGACCCAAUAGUCCAGCUACAAAAGAACAACAAGACCAGCUAAUGCAGUCAGGUGGAGGCUGGGGACACAUACUUCAUGAUCGACUUUCCUCAGCAGUUCUGCUAGAAAUUCAAAAAUACGUCCAGAUGAGGCUAGAAAAAAAGUGGCUGCCAUUGUUCCUGGCAAAAGAACAAUCUGGGGCACGUAGAAAAACAAAGCCACAGAUAAGGGACAUAGCUGAAGAUCUCCUAAUCCAGAGAAAUGAGAAGAAGAUUGGGUCCUGGAAGGCAAGUAAACAUGUGGACAAUAAGUGGGUUUCUUCAUCUAGAGAAAUAAUCAUGUUCCGUAAAGCGCUGCUGAAUCCAGUAACAGCAUUACAGUUUCAGCGCUUUGUGUCUUUGAAAGGAGAUUUACUGGAGAACGGAGUGCUCUUCUGGCAAGAGGUUCAGAAAUAUAAGGAUUUGUGCCAUUCUCACUGUGAUGAUGCCACUAUCCAGAAUAAGAUCACAGCUAUCAUCAACUGCUUUAUUAAUUCCACCAUCCCACCGGCUCUGCAAAUUGACAUCCCACAAGAGCAAGCUCAGAAGAUUAUUGAGCACAGGAGAGAACUAGGGCCAUAUGUAUUUAGAGAGGCGCAGAUGACUAUUUUUGCUCUUCUGUUUAAAUUUUGGCCAAAAUUUUGUGAAUUUCGAAGCAAUUUGGCAGAUGAGAAAAUUUUGCCUACUUUGGAGAGAAAAAAGGAAAAGAAGAGACAAAAAUUUAAAAGAAAAACAACAGAGGAAAGACUCGCACUUGUAAAGCAAGUGAAAAAAGUUGUCAGCUUAUCAGAAAGUAUUUCUGUGGAUGACACCAGUCUGGGUAGAGGAACACCUUCAUCUGUAACUGGAUAUGGACGACAGGUUUCCUGGUCUUAUUCCAAGUACAUAGAAGCCCUCGAGCAGGAGAGAGUACUCCUUAAAAUACAAGACGAUCUGGAGAAAAGGACAUCAUUAUUUUCUACAGGUUUCUCAUCCACGACUUAUUUGAAGCCAGACUUCACUGCAAAUCCAGAGAAAUCCAUCACUUCAUCAAACACUAGUCUGAUUUGGGAGAAACAGUCCAAUCUUCCCAAAGAUGUGGGAAGAGGAUUUAAAACCUAAAUGAAGAACAGAACGCUGAGAUAAUGAAUUAUGGCGGCCUUGGGAUGAGCUAGCAGUCAAAAUAAAUAAUGUGUGGUUAGUUUUGCACUCAUAUUUUCAGAGCACAGAUAAUCAGUUGGGAUAUUUAAAAGCCAACAGAUGCUAGAAUCAAGAUAACAGAGGAAAGUCCUCCAACAUACUCCAUAGCAAUAUAAUGUUGUUCUUAUUUACACUGGGUGCUGCCAAGAGGCUGCCAUCAGGAUUAGGUACAAUCACACAUAUAAACACACAGGUAGAUGUGGUUUCUGCCCCAAAGAUCUUACAAUUGGAUUCAGCUUCUUCAGUGCCUGAGCUAAUGAAUAAGUGCUACACCAUCUUAAAUACAGCCCAAUGCAUUUGCUAAAGCAGAGGUGGGCAAACUACAGCUCGUGGGCCACAUCCGGCCCAUGGGACUGUCUGCCCAGCCCUUGAGCUCC
Mauremys mutica (yellowpond turtle) is the source of this 4998-nucleotide messenger RNA. It is a transcript of the gene RGS22, whose product is annotated as regulator of G protein signaling 22. Gene Ontology annotation, biological process: regulation of signal transduction. Gene Ontology annotation, molecular function: G-protein alpha-subunit binding. The transcript has 29 exons. NCBI's taxonomy places the organism in Eukaryota, Metazoa, Chordata, Testudines, Geoemydidae. The coding region runs from base 458 to 4543 and encodes 1361 amino acids. The record is from RefSeq and is a predicted model, not a curated record.